UUACACCUGGCUCUUACUGAUUGCUCGGUAACUAGUCGACGAAUCACAAGGUCCAAAAUAUUGCCAUUUGGCUGGCAAAAGGCGAAACUCUCUGAAACCAGCUGUCAUAACUAAGUGCAGUUACUUGGAUUAACUCGUUUCUAACGUCAACCAUCAUGGGGAAAGAAAAAAAGAAAAUCGUAACGAAAAUCAAAGAUUUCCUGGGUUAUACAACUGCGCACGGUUUUGCACGACUCGUUGAAUCCAAGAACCCAGUUCAAAGAGCAUUCUGGGUACUAGCUUGCCUAGGUGCUUUUGUCGCUUUUGGGCUCCAAGUCCACAAGCUUUUCAGCAAGUUCAACCGAAAACCGGUGGAUACAUACAUCACCGUUAAACACGAAAUGAAUUUGGAGUUUCCUGCCGUCACCAUCUGCAACCUGAAUCCAAUUCGGAAAAAGCACCUCCCCGAGUCUCUUCGAGAGUACUUCAAGUAUUCGCUUGGAGAUAGCAGCACUAAAGAACCGACUUCGAAGCCGACAACAUCAAGUCUACUGGGGAAAGCUUUUUCUAGUGUGGAUUCGCUUCUCACCAAACCUGCCUUGCUUUCUAAUAAAACGCUUCCAUCUCUGGUGAAUUCCUCUCUCGAUACCCUGGGAGGUGCGCUCAAUGAUUCACUUUCUUCAGUGAACAAGCUCAAAGACUCCGGCGAAUCUCUCGUUAACUCCACACUGGGUCUUGUCAGGGGCCUACUAUCGCGAAGGCGACGAGGGUUACUCGGAGAUGUUCUGGAUGUGGAUGGUGUUUUGCCAGAAAAGGAGAAAGACGGUGGCAAACCAGGGUUACUCGGAAAUCUUCUGGAUGGUGUUUUGCCAGAAAAGGAGAAAGACGGUGGCAAACGCAAAGAUGGUGAGCGUCCGGCGCCCGAAGAGCUGUGCGAGUCGGCGAGAAGACGCAAAUAUCUGUACUGGCGAAUCGCGGAAACCCCGACAGAGACUCUGAUUCAGUCAGGACAUCAGUUUCUUGAUAUGGUGCAAGAGUGCUCGUUCGCAGGAGUUUCUUGCUUGGGCUACAACUGGACUCAAUUCUGGAACCACUUAUACGGGAACUGCUUUGUGUUCAACACGGCAAUGAUCGGGUCUAACAGAGAACGCAACAACAUCAGUUACACGUCCUCUAUCCCUGGACCUUCAGACGGUCUUUUGCUUCGUCUUCGAAUCGAAGGCGAGGAGUACCUGGGUAACUUCUCCACUGUUUCUGGAGUGAGGGUACACAUUUCUGACCGGCACGAGAUGCCUUUCCCUGGAGACAAGGGAUUUAGCGUUUCGCCUGGUUUUGAAACCUCAGUAGGAAUGCGAAAGGUUUUCAUACAUCGGGAGGACCCUUUUGGGAAUAACUCGUGCAUAUCUGAUGUCGGCAAGCCGGUUGUAAGGCCAGACUACUACAUGGAAAACUUCGGUGUAAACUAUUCCACGAUUGCCUGCCGAUCGAGCUGUGUCGCCAAUCUCCAGAAAACCAUGUGUGGCUGCGUGGAGUCUGCUUACGCCAUCACAGAUGAGCUCAGGAAGAUCGUGUGCAAUGCUCUAAACACGACUGUUUUUAGAUGCAUCGUGAAAGCAAACGAGACUGCCGAAGAUUCUGACGGGAAAAGCUGUUUAACCAAGUGCGCCAUCAGAUGCGACGAAAACAUCUACAAGUUGACUAUUUCGUCUGCGGUGUUUCCUUCCCCAUCUUAUCAGAAUAUUAGUUCACAAGACCUCAAGUCGGACUCGGGUAAUGAGGAACAAAUAAGAGCAAACCUUUUGUCACUGAGGAUUUUCUUCGAAGAACACAACUACGAGACCAUCGAGCAGCGCAAGUCAUACGAGCUUAUAGAUUUCCUGUCAGAUAUCGGAGGACAAAUGGGCAUGUUUGUCGGACUCUCAGUACUGACAUGCGCAGAACUCAUCGAGCUGCUAGCCUUAAUUAUCAUGCACCUAUUCAAUAGAGAUCACAAGAGAGGUGCCGUGGGCGCAGACACAGUGACCCCUGUCAUUGAGCUGAAGAAGAAGCCCCUGGUCAGAUUACCACGUGUUGAGUGAAAAAAAGCGCUUGAAAAAGGAAAGAUUUAGAAAGUGUUAAAAAACUGCCCUUCCGUGUAAAUACGACAGGGGAAUUCUUUGAUUAUUUAAGGCUUGCUUUGGAUGGAAUAAAAUAAGGUUUUAGGCUGAAAAAAAGGAGAAAGUGUUCCUCUUCUAGCAGCCGAAAAAAACAAAAAAUGUAUCAGAAAUUAUUUAAAAUACAGCAGAAAAUGACUUUGAAAGGGCCUUUUGGGCCCCCUCCUGUUAAAAUUCCUGGCUACGCCGCUGUACUGCAUUUAAUAAACACUUCCUUACUGUAAAAAAAUGUUAAUUAAUAGUUAAAAAGAUAAUCCUGACUUCAUAGGCUAUCUUAUCGAGGCUUUUAUCCAGUAUUCAGGGUUCGCAACACUUUAGCAAACAUUUUGAGAAUUUAAACUGUUUUUCUACGUGCCAGAGGCGGAUUUAGAUUUUCGCUUAGGGGGGGGUUUCGCUGAGUGACAAGGGGGGAUUUUUUGUUACAUUUUGUUUUCUGGUAGCCCCCCCCCCCCCCCCCCCCCCCAUCCCAUAUCCGGCUACUGUGUGCCGUUCCAAUUGCAUAUAUAGUCGGUUGAUUCAUCUUCACGUUGGGGUGUUGCGAAGCCCAAAAUACUGGAAACACCCCACUAAGCCUAUGAAAUAUGGCGUCAACUUGUAUAGUUAUACAGGCUUUUGUACAGCGACCUGAAUCCUGGUGAAUAGUAGUGUAAUUUUGCAUGACUCAGAAGGACUCCCCUGAUCUCGCACUAGGAAGACAUUGAUAUCCGAAUAGCUUGCAGUUGAUCGUUGUAACUAUAGGAGCAAGAGACGCGUGACCAAAUAGCGGGCAUCUCUAGAUUUUAAUAAGGCUGAAAAACAUGUAUAGGGAGGGAUCAAACAAAAAAAAAUAUUUAAUAAAGCCUAUUCAGAGGCAGUACAAUUAAUUUUAACUGUUCUGUAUCAAAAUAAAAUAAACGAGAAAACAAAUAA
Molecule: messenger RNA, 3041 nt
Organism: Nematostella vectensis (starlet sea anemone)
Lineage: Eukaryota; Metazoa; Cnidaria; Anthozoa; Actiniaria; Edwardsiidae
Product: degenerin deg-1
Exons: 14
Coding region: 156-2057 (633 amino acids)
Biological process (GO): sodium ion transmembrane transport
Cellular component (GO): membrane
Molecular function (GO): ligand-gated sodium channel activity
Source: RefSeq, a predicted model, not a curated record